Messenger RNA from Calliphora vicina (urban bluebottle blowfly), 1738 nucleotides. RefSeq names its product putative GTP-binding protein 6. The record is from RefSeq and is a predicted model, not a curated record. Gene Ontology annotation, cellular component: cytoplasm. NCBI's taxonomy places the organism in Eukaryota, Metazoa, Arthropoda, Insecta, Diptera, Calliphoridae. The coding region runs from base 1 to 1626 and encodes 541 amino acids. Gene Ontology annotation, molecular function: GTP binding; ribosome binding. The transcript is spliced from 3 exons.
AUGUUUUUUAAUUUAAUUACUAAAAGGACGACAUCUUUUGCUGUGAGAUGUUUAAGUCUUAAUAGUAUUUUUAUUCAAACAACUGUAAAACAUUUCCCUGAACCAACAAAUUGUGUGCUACAUCACCAGCAGUAUCGUCUCAAAUAUACACAAAAUAAAGGAGUUAAAGGUUUGCGCAACCGUAAACAUCAAUAUGAAGCCAAGGAAAAACAAGAAAAUGCCGAGGACGACGAACUCAACGAUGUGUUUCAACAGACUUUAAAUCUGGAAGAUAGUGAAUACGAUUUAGUUGCAAAUGGUGCUAUGAAUAUUACACGUAAAUCAACACAACCGCAAAAUGUGCUGGUCAUACAACCCUAUGUCAAAUGGGGUCCUAAACGUGCCACCAUCACUACACCAGACGAUCAAUUGGAUGAAGCUAAAGCGCUGAUACACUCCAUUGCCAAUUGGAAUGUGGCUUUAGUCAUUAAAGUCCCCUUGGAAACAUUAGAUCGUAAAGCACUCUUUGGCAAGGGCAAAAUGGAAGAGAUACGAAAUUUAGUGCAAGAAUUAAGACAAGCUAAAAGUCAUAAUCAGCAGCCGCUUACAUGCAUUUUUGUUAGCAAAGGUUCAUUGAGUUUUGCUCAAAAAGCUUUGUUAGAGGGGACAUUUCAUUUACCCGUAAUGGAUCGUUAUUCGGUGGUAAUACAGAUUUUACGUUUACAUGCUACCAGUGCAGAGGCUCGCUUACAAGUAGCCAUGGCAGAAAUUCCAUAUAUUUGGUCACAAGCAAAAGAGGCUAAUACCUCAAGGUCCACCAAAUUGGGCUAUUCAUUGACCGACACUCAAAGGGAAAUCCUGAAGACAAGAGAGAAAAAAUUAAAAAUGGAAUUGGAGCGGAUAAGAAAUCAUAGAAAACUUUUACGAAACAAACGUAAACAACACAACUAUCCUAUAGUGGCCGUUGUGGGUUAUACAAAUGCUGGAAAAACGUCCAUAAUCAAAGCUCUAACUCAAGAACAAGCUAUACAACCCAAGGAUCAAUUAUUUGCCACACUUGAUGUUACAGCUCAUGCUGGCCGACUGCCGUGUAAUCUGGAAGUCAUUUAUAUGGAUACAGUUGGUUUCAUGUCUGAUCUACCCACGGGCCUAAUAGAGUGUUUUGUAGCUACUCUAGAAGAUGCCAUGUUAGCAGAUGUUAUUUUACAUAUUCAAGAUCUAUCACAUACCUGUUGUGAAGCCCAAAAACAACACGUAGAAUCCACGCUGAAAACAUUAACGCAAAAUAUGUUUUUGGAGGAUGAAGAUAAAGUCGAUUUACCGCCCAUCAUUAGAGUGGGCAAUAAAGUAGAUUUGUUAGAGAUGAAAAAUGUUAAUGAUUUCACGGGUUUAAAGGUAUCGGCUAAGAAACAACAAGGUCUAACAGAAUUACUAGAAGAAAUAGAAAAUCACAUACUUACCACCACAAAUAGAAGAAAACUUACAAUACGUGUACCUAAUGGCGGCAUUGAAAUGUCCUGGCUUUAUAAAAAUGCAGCAGUGGUAAAUAUGAAGGCUGAUAAUGCAGAUUCACAGAAUUUAUUAAUGGAUAUUGUUAUAAAGGAAAGUGUUUUACAGCAGUUUAAAAAACAAUUUUGUCAAAAGUAAAUUAGCAAAUGUUUAAGGAAUAUUUUGUACGAGUAUGUUAUUUAUUUUUGAAUUGUUAUUUUAUUUUUUUGUAUACUGAUUUUAAUAAAAACUAUAUAUAAGUUACAUAAAA